Alligator sinensis (Chinese alligator) is the source of this 1813-nucleotide messenger RNA. It is a transcript of the gene DNAAF3, whose product is annotated as dynein axonemal assembly factor 3. The transcript is spliced from 12 exons. The record is from RefSeq and is a predicted model, not a curated record. NCBI's taxonomy places the organism in Eukaryota, Metazoa, Chordata, Crocodylia, Alligatoridae. Bases 183 to 1583 code for a protein of 466 amino acids. Gene Ontology annotation, biological process: axonemal dynein complex assembly; motile cilium assembly.
GGGGGGGAACACGUUAGCACCAGCAGGGCAGGAAGCAGGUGUGUGGGAGGGGAGAUGUGGCUGCUGCAGGGGAGGGGGCGGGGGGCAUCCUCUGCAUACCCCUCCCCUGCCCCCUCAGAUCCAAGGACUCACAGUCCCAGCCUCCCUGUGCCAGAUGCUGCCAACACACGGCAGGAGAAGCCAUGACAGCGGCGGGCACUGGCACCGGCUUUGGCACCACCACCUGGUGGGGAUUCUCCCCUGCACUGGAUCUGCAGAAAGAAUGUCUGGAGGCUUCCCUGGACCAUGUCUGCCAGUCAGAGGAGGGUCUGUCAGAGCUGAAUAUCCUGCUGGUAGGCUCUGUGGAUGGCCGGCAUGUCCUCAAGACCAUGUGCCAAGCUCACCGUUGGCCACAGAGGAAAAUCAAUUUCUACAUUGUGGAAAAUAACCCUGAAGUGCUGGCCCGGCAGCUGCUGUUCCUCAGCCUUGCCCUAGAGCCUCAGGAGAAGAUGGGGCUUCAAGAGAAGAGUGAGACGUUCCUAGAACUGCUGGGGAACAGCCUGAUGCGCAGCCCCACAGCCACCUACCUUCAGGAGAAGUCGGACAUCUUCAUCCGCUUGGCCACUGACCCAGACUUCCAGCAGUGCUACCUGCCAGUCCUGGACAUGGCAGGCCUGAAGUUCAAGGAGCGGGACCAGCUGGAGGGCAUCUUCCGCUUUUGGCUCCACCCGGAUCCCCAAGCCUUCCCAAUUGUGCGGCUCUGGGAUCUGCGGGUGAGGCAGUACCUGGGCACCCGCUAUGACACCCGCAACGGUGUGAGCGACUGGGACCUCAACAUGAAGCUGCAUGAGCAGGGGGCCAGUGUAAUCAAUAUCCGAGAAUAUGCAAGGUGGCGGGACACAGGUGUGGCUUUUGAGCUCCGUGAGGGCAUCUAUGACACUCCCAACAAGACUUUGGCUUCUGGGAGGCUCCUAAGACUGAACGGGGAUAGGGUGCCAGCCCGUGGGUACUGGGGUGACAUUGCCACAGGACCCUACAUCCUCUUCGGAAUUGAGACUGAGGAGCAGAGCCUGCUGAAGACCAUCAACGGGGUGCCCAGCAAGAGUGCCCAAGAGAUCUCGCUGCACAAUGUCACAGCCAUGUUCCAUGAGCUGGCAGCCCGGGCCCGAUACAUCCCCCCAGGACCUGACCCAGAGGGGGACAGUGUGGCCACCCCAGUCCCAGGGGAUGCUUCCCAGCCCCAGGAGCAGAGCCAGCUGGUUCACGGACCCAUCUCCCCCGGGGAUGUCCAGAUCCACUUUCUGCCUCUCAACAGCACCCCCCAGCUGCACUGCAAGAACCAGUACCAGCGGCUCUUCAACCUCCUCUAUUUCUCCUGCAGCAUGAUCCAUGACCUGACACCAGAGCUGCAGCUAGUGUCUGCCCCCAGCGCCACCCUCAUUGUGGAGCUGACCACCUUCCUGCCCGACCUCCAUAAGGACCAGGCCAACGCCUUCACCUCCCGGGCCACAGCCCUGGCAGCAGGGGCUGGCUUCCAGCCCCAUGGUGUGCCAAGUGGGCAGCAUCCAGCGUGGAUGUGCUUCCAGCUGCAGGAAGGGGCCUGAGGGCAGAGCCACACCUUGGAGACCAGCUCCCUGGGGAUAUAGGGUGGGGAGAGAGACCCCCCCACGCAUCGUUAACCUGCUGGGGUCCUAGAUUGGGCAUCUGAGCUUCUCCCAGCCUCACUCUUUAACCAUUUGGUGCCCACUUUGUUGGGGGCCAGGACUCUUCUCUGCCCAGCAUUAUUAACCCUUCCAUUCCCUCCCCUGCCCUGUGUCCUUCCAGGCCAGCAGCC